GCGACUACCGGAAUGUUUAAACAUUAAAAGUUAAUAUUUGUUUGUUUCGAUUUUUCGAACUCAGCUAUUUUUAUGAGCUAAAAUGGAACCAACACGAACGAUAUCUCCAGGGAUUGUUGUUGAGCAGCAAAAAUUGGAACUUAAGCGUUCUAUUUCGCUUUUUCACUGUGUGUCAUUAAUGUGCUCAGUAACCGGACAUGUCUCUGUUUUCGUCGCACCAACUGCUAUCCUAAAAUAUACUGGCUCUAUCGGACUAUCUUUGAUACUAUGGGUAUUUGGUGGCAUAAUGAACUUGUUCCUUGCUCUUUGCUUCACUGAACUGGGGAUAAUGUUCCCCAAAAGCGGGGGUGCAUACGCAUACAUUCUAAACGUUUUUGGACCUUUGCCAGGAUUUCUUAUUGGAUGGGGCUAUAUGUCCUUAAUAAGUGGGCCGUACUGGGCAUUUUGUGCAUAUAGUGCCUCUAUUUAUGUGUUGAAGCCAUUCUAUAUGGACUGUGAACCCAAUGAUUCAGCUGUUCGUCUAUUUGCCAUAUGGAUCCUUGUAACAUUUGUUGCAGUCAACUGUGUGUAUGUCAAGUUUGUCACUAAAGUCCAAAGUGUCUUAACAUUUACAAAGUUGCUGGCUCUGCUGUUGAUCAUAAUAUGCGGAGCAAUAAGCCUUUUACAAGAUGGCAGUGCCAACUUAUCUGAGCCCUGGGAAGGAACAGAAACAAAACCAUUUACUGUUGCAAUGUCCUUGUUCUUCUCAGUCUUCACAUAUGGUGGAUGGCAGAUUGUUACCAACCUUUUGGAAGAGGUCAAAGACCCCGGCAGAGAUUUGCCACGAGCUGUAUACUGGAGUCUCUCGAUUAUUAUUGCCGAAUUCACGCUGGCAAAUCUGGCUUAUUAUGUUGUCCUCAGUAAAUCAGAAAUCAUGCAGUCUACCACUGUCGCUUUGGUAUUUUUCGAGAGGUUCUAUCCCCCAUUAAAGCCUGUGAUCUCCAUUCUAGUUGCUCUGACAGCGAUUGGGGUACUCAACUGUUCAAUAUUGGGGCAUUCAAGAAUUCCGUUUGCUGCAUCACGGAACGGGCAGGCUCCAUUGCUGUUUUCAAUGAUUAGCACUAAGUUUAUGACUCCAUGGCCUGCUAUAUUUCUGCUUACAGUGUGGUCAAUUGUGAUGCUGUUGUCAGGUGCCUUGUUUACCAUGAUCGAACUCGUGAGCCUGUUCUCCAUUCUUUUGAGCUUGUCUGUUGUCGUUACUCUACUGUAUUUACGCUGGAAAGCACCAGAUAUUCCCCGCCCAUAUAAGACCAUGCUGUUUAUACCGAUUUCACAAUUAUUGUUGAUCAUCGUGGUGCUUUUCCUCAGCAUUUAUCAAGAACCAUACAAACUGGGAAGAGGUCUUGCCAUUUUGGGUGCUGGCUUGCCAAUAUAUGUGGUUGGUAUAAUGUGGAAAGAUAAACCCAGGGUUUACCAUACCUUCGUUGAAAAGUACACCACCAAUUUUCAGAAACUAUUCCUGGUGCGAAAGACUGCUUGAUACCAUCCGGACUGUACAAAAAUGCGCAAACCUUGACAGAUUCAUAAUUUCUGUAUGAGAAACAAAACCACAAUGCACUUAAAGAAAAGUACAAAACAAUAUUUGUUACCAAGAAACGUCAUCCUUCUACUAGCAUUAAAGGGACCGGUCAGUUUUACGGUAUUUUGUAAUAUGGCUCAACGUGGCAGGCAUCACACACCGCACUAGCUCGUAGCCAUUGUAACUACCGUGCGUGCACACUUCUUCUGUGCGAUCUUAACCGACAUGUUACUUUAUCGUGUAUACAUCACGCCGUGUCCCUUAGUAAUCAAGCUCACGCUAACAGUUGAAUGUUGGCGUAGUACAACGUGUCUGAAAAUAAGCUCUAUAAUGCUAAUGCAAAUUCAAAAAUUGUCUGUCAAACAUGAUAAUCGUGUGAAGACGUCGUUAAAAGUGGCUUACGGCAGACAUGUGACGCUAGCUAGACAGUCGAUGUCACUAGAAUGUACUGGACAUAAUGCAUCUGUCUAUUUCGUGGAUGCAUCCAUGUCUGGUCAACAUGUAUUGUUGUUUGACAUCACUUUUAAACACAGCUUUGUCUUAAUUAUAUACUACAAAUGGACGUAUAUUAUCAAUUAAUACAAAAAAAGCAUUGUUGCUUAAUAAAUAUGAAUUAUAACAUUGAACGCAGGUACACAUGUAAUUAUCCACAGCGAAACAUGCAAACGUAUUCGUAACGUUAAAUUGUUUGCAUGUUUCUACAUUGAAAUACGUGUUAUUAUCUUACUUUUAUGCGGUGGACAUUUUAAACAAUUAUUUUGUUUUAAACCAUAUGAUGAUAUUGUUAUUUUUUAAUGUCGACAAAAAAUUGAUUUCUUUUAUGUUGAUUUUCGAAAUGCUAUGUAUUAUUAGUUGAAUUUAGAACAUUCAUGAAAAUAACCGAUUUUAACGAAACUGCAGAUUAGUAAUUCGCGGGUUAACCUCUAUUUAAAGUGUUUUUUUUAGCUGACCUGAUUGCUCAGGUGAGCUUUUGUGACCAGACUUUGUCCGUCGUCUGUCCGUCCGUCCGUCCACAUUUGUUCGUAAACACUCUAGAGGCCACAUUUAUUGUCCGAUAUUCAUGAAACUUGGUCAGAAGCUUUGUCCCAAUGAAAUCUCGGUCGAGUUUGAAACUGGGUCGUGCCGGGUCAAAAACUAGGUCACUAGGUCAAAAAAAAGAAAAACUUGUAAACACUGUAGAAGUCACAUUUCAUACCCAAUCUUCAUGUAACAUUGUCAAAAUGUUUGUCUAAAUGAUAUGUUGGUUGAGUUCAAAAGUGGUUCCGGUCCGUUGAAAAACAUGGCCGCCAGUGGGCGGGGCAGUUUUCCUUAUUUGGCUAAAGAGAAAUCUUGUAAACACUCUAGAAGUCACAAUUUUUGCCCAAUCAUCAUGGAGGUUGGUCAAAACAUUGGUUUUAUUGAUAUCUCGGACGAGUUGGAAAAUAGUCCAGAUCGGUGAAAAAGCAUGGCCGCCAGUGGACGGGGCAUUUUUCUCUAUUUGUAUAUAGUGAAAACAUGUGAACACUCUAGAAGUCACAUUGUUGGCCCAAUGUUCAUGAAAUUUGGUUGGAACAUUUGUGUCCUUGAAAUGAGAGUUGAGUUCGAAUAUGGUUCCGGUCAGUUGAAUAACAUGGCUUCCAGGGGGGGGGAGCAGUUUUUCUUAUUUGGCUAUAGAGAAACCUUGUAAACACUCUAGAAGUCACAAUUUUUGCCCAAUCAUCAUGAAAGUUGGUCAAAACAUUGGUUUUAAGGAUAUAUGGGACGAGUUCGAAAAUGGUCCAGAUCGGUGAAAAAACAUGGACGCCAGUGGGCGGGGCAUUUUUCUCUAUAUGUAUAUAGUGUAAAACAUGUGAACACUAGAAGUCACAUUUUUGGCCCAAUGUUCAUGAAAUUUGGUCAGAACAUUUGUUUCCUUGAUAUGAGAGUUUGGUUCGAAAAUGGUUCCGGUCAGUUGAAUAACAUGGCUGCCAGGGGGGGGGAAGUUUUCCUUAUUUGGCUAUAGAGAAACCUUGUAAACACUCUAGAAGUCACAUUUUUUUGUUGCCCAAUCAUCAUGAAAGUUGGUCAAAACAUUGGUUUUAUUCAUAUCUCAGACGAGUUCGAAAAUGAUCCAGAUUGGUGAAAACACAUGGCCAAUUUUCAUGAAAUUUGGUCAGAAUAUUUUUUCCUUGAUAUGGGAGUUGAGUUCGAAAAUGGUUCCGGUCAGUUGAAUAACAUGGCUGCCAGGGGGGGGGGGCAGUUUUCUUAUAUUUAUAUAGUAUAAAAAGCUUGUGAACAUUCUAAGAGUCACAUUUUUUGUCCAAUCAUCAUGAAACUUGGUGAAAAGAUUGGUUUUAUAUAUAUCACAUAAUUAAUGCCAUAAUUAUUGCUCUUAGAUUGUCCAAAUUUUCAUCAUAUUAUACAAAAUCCUUGUUAACACUCUAGAGGUCACAAUUUUGUUUCAGAUUUUAUGAAUUUUGGUCAUAAUAUUUAUUUUUGUAAGCAAGGUUUGAUGUUUGGUAAGGGAGGUCAACUCAAGGUCACCAGGUCAAAUCUUACCAAAACAAAAACACUCUAUAUACCAGAGUUUUGGUUCAAUAAUGAUGAAACUUGACCAGGAUGUUUGUCUAGACAAUAUCUAGGUCAAGUUUGACGUUUGGUAAUGAUUGAAUGAAGCGACUCCGCUCAGGUGAGCGAACUAGGGCCAUAUUGGCCCUCUUGUUUCAAAUUGUUUCGUUCCAUUUAAUAUGUACGUAACCUUGUAUAAAAUUCGAUUAAAAUGAAAACUUAAAAAAUCUCUUAAACAACAGGGUUCGUGGCUUUAUAAUUUUAAAAUAUAUCAUCGUCUUGCGGUCUUCUACUAAACUCGUUCAAGUCUUGCCCCUGAGGGGUGUCAGUUUUUACCGCGGCCCAUGAGUCACGUAAUGUUUUAAUAUUAAUAUAGCAAAAUUAUUUAAUUUUAUUCUCUAAAACGUCAAAACCAAGAUGUGUAACAUAUGGAAUAUAUCAGCUAAUGGUAUUCUACUAAACCGUUUGUUCAAAUUAUGCCUCUUUAAAUCAUGCCCCUUAUGUAAAAAUUCGUCCCGUCGUGUAGUUCGUUGGUUACGGAACGUUCGCAAAUAUCUGUUCGUAGCCCUAUUGAAAAAUUGAGAUCAAAUAAAAAUCGAUUAUGAUUAAUACAUCGCGCAUUAUUUUGCAAUAUUUCAUGCGCAAAGUGAAGUGGUUUUCGAUAACAACAAGGUUGAACAAUGUUGUAGCAGUUAAAAAGUACAUACAUCAUUGAAUAACCGUAAUUUCAUUCUUUAACAAUAUAACCGUAACUACCUCAUUUGUACAUCAUGUGUUUAUUAUGUAAUCAAUGUAUUCCUAGUUUGAUUGUUAUGCCCCGGAUCGAAUGAUCGGGGUUAUAUUGUUUUUGGCCUGUCUGUCUGUCAUUCUGUCACUUUGUCAUUCUGUCCCAAAACUAAAGUUUUGCGAUAACAUUUGCAAUAUUUAAGAUAGAAACUAGAUAUUUGGCAUGCAUGUGUAUCUCAUGGAGCUGCACAUUUUGAAUAGUGAAAGGUCAAGGUCAUCCUUCAAGGUCAAUGGUCAAAUAUAUGGCUUUAAAGCGACGCAAUCGGGGGCAUUGUCUUUCUGACAAACACACCUCUUGUUCAGUCUGUUACAUUUACGCCUAUACUUAAUAAUUUAAUGCAUAUUUAUAUGAAAUUCAAUUGUGUUUCAAUUGCAUAAGUUAUUGUAGUUCUUUUGCCUCAAUUAAUUAUACCCCCAAAAACGAAGUUUAUGGGCGUAUAUUGGAGUGAGCUUGUCGGUCGGUCUGUCGGUCCGUAUUAAGUGCCCGCUCUCUAAUUCAAGUUGUUUCAUCCGAUCUUCACCAAACUUGGUCAGAUGUUGUAUCUUGAUGAUGUCUAGGUCAAGUUCGAAUAUGGGUCGUGCCGGGUAAAAAUACUAGGCCACGGGGUCACUUAGUGCGUUUUAAACAUUGAGCAUGGUAUCCGCUCUCUAAUUCAAGUAGUUUUCAUCCGAGCUUCACCAAACUUGGUCAAAAGUUGUAUCUAGAUGAUCUUAAGGCCAAGUUCGAACACGGGCCAUGCCAGAUCAAAAACUAGGUCACGGAGUCUUUUAGUACGUUUUACACAUCCAUCAUGGUGUCCGCUCUCUAAUUCAAGUAGUUUUCAUCCGAUCUUCACACUGGGUCAGAAGUCGUAUCUAGAUGAUGUGUAGGUCAAGUUUGAACAUGGGCCAUGCUGGGUCAAAAACAAGGUCACGGGGUAAUUUACUGUUUUUUAAAAUUGAGCAUGCUAUGCUUUUUUUGUUAAGACAACGUGCACAAUAUUCGGUGUCAAUGCGGCAUGUCGGGGUAUUCGUCACGUCUGUGACAAAGCUCUAGUUUCUAUUGCUUUGUCUCAACUGUGUGCCAUUUCAUUCUUGUGUUAAUAUUGAUUGUAGUCCUAUGAUUUAAUAUCGAAAGCCUAUACUUUUUAAACACUAACGAAACCAUACAACUAUAUAUAUAUAUACGUUUAUAUUAAAAAA
Messenger RNA from Dreissena polymorpha, 6052 nucleotides. Its product is annotated as large neutral amino acids transporter small subunit 2-like. Bases 83 to 1519 code for a protein of 478 amino acids. Gene Ontology annotation, cellular component: membrane. Gene Ontology annotation, biological process: amino acid transmembrane transport. The record is from RefSeq and is a predicted model, not a curated record. Lineage: Eukaryota; Metazoa; Mollusca; Bivalvia; Myida; Dreissenidae. The transcript has 10 exons. Gene Ontology annotation, molecular function: L-amino acid transmembrane transporter activity.